Molecule: messenger RNA, 2370 nt
Organism: Symbiodinium sp. CCMP2456
Lineage: Eukaryota; Dinophyceae; Suessiales; Symbiodiniaceae
Source: the annotation of a GenBank genome assembly
AUGCCGAUGUGCACUUGCCGGCUUGAUGGUGUGGCGGAAAGUUGGGCUGCCGAUGUGCGGGUGGUGCAACGUGUCCAUUCAGACAAGGCAUUCAUCGUGGCACCAGGUGACGAGGAGCUGAAGUGCUCCAUCAAGCAUGUUGUUUACAACGAUUUCAUGCUGAAGCCACUCAUUUUGAAGAUGGCCGAUGAACCGGCAUGGGGGCUGUUCUCUUUGGGAGCUGUGCACGCUGAGUUGAAGAAGCUUCUGGCCAGCUUGCAGAUGAAGCUUGACGCCAAUGCGGUGAAACUUGGAGCCUUGUGGGCUAAGUGCCUAUCAUCAUUUAUCAAGAUGAAGGAUGGGGAUGAGGUUGAUGGUGACGAUGAGCCCUACGCUCCCGGUCACCUUGUUCCUGAGUCACCACCGGAUGUUGUGGUCCACAUAGCGGCUCCUGCAAGGGAUGACAUGAUCCACGUAGCGGCUCCUGCAAGGGAUGACAUGGCUAUGUCUGCAGAUGAGGAUGGCUCUGUUUUGGGAGAUUCCAUGGAUGGGGUUCCGAUGGAAGUCUCUGAGGAGGAGUUUGCAAAUGAGCUUCCAGCCCUUCCCACCCCAGUGUCAGGGCCAGUGCUCCCACCCAGCAUCUCAACUCCAUCCGCUGAGAAGAUUGCCCGAUUGCAACGCAUGGAGCACCUCCGCAGUGAGAUCGAGAAGCUGAGUUCCAAGAGUCGCAGGAAGGCAAAGCUCCGGAUCGCGAGAGAUCAGGUAGGCGGAUAUGCUUUGGACACGGAUGACACCCUCAUCGAAGUCUUGGAGUCACAGCAACUUUGCCAUGCGGGUGGCAGCCAGGUGCUCCCCACUCCAAGUCCAACGCCCCUUGCGCGACGCUUGUUUCCUGAGGAUCAUGGUGUGGUUGACCUCAACUCCCCGGCCCCAAAGCCAGAGGCGGAGAUUCCUGUGAGGCCGGUGGCCCGGCCACUGGUUGCGUUGAGAGCCCACCUUGCAGAGAAUGCUGCGAAGAAGAGGGCUGAGAAGGAAGCCAAGCGCAGCAAGGCGGAAUCCGAUGAGCACGAGGGCUCCUCCAAUGACAAGGGCUCGGGCUGCAAUGACAAGGGUUCCCAUGAUAACAGUGGCUCCUCCAAUGACAAGGGCUCCUCCCAUGACAAGGGCUCCCAUGAUGGCAGCAAGGCCUCCAAAGAGUACAAGGGGUGGGAUGACGAAAAGGGCACUUUCCCAGCGGUGCUGGCAGGUGGUGAUGGUGAGUUCUUGUGCCGUCGGCAGCAGCUGCAGCUUCAGCCAAAGGCAAAGGGCAAAGCGAAGGCGAAGAGCACGGUGACUAAGCCUUCCGAGCCUGAGGCUCCCGCGAAUGCAGCCCCAGCUCUUGCUGCUGGGUCUGUGAAGCCAAGUGAUAAGCCAGCUGCGGACAGCAUGGAUCCUGAGAAGGCUGCUGUUUGUCGGGGCCGCGGUCGCGGCAAAGGGAGAGGCCGUGGUCGUGGCAGAGCUGGCAGCAAGGCCGAUGAUGGUGAUGCCACAUCAUCCCCAGGGGGGGCAGGCAAGAGCAAAGGGACAGGCCGUGGUAGUGGCAGAGCUGCCAGCCAGGCCGAUGGUGAUGCGGCAUCACCCCCAGAGGCAGGCAAGAGCAAAGGGAGAGGCCGUGGUCGUGGCAGAGCUGCCAUCAAGGCCGAUGGUGAUGCGGUAUCAUCCCCAAGGGCAGGCCAGAGCAAGCGCAGCACGGAUAAAGAUGAACCGACGGCAGUGCCGGAAGCUGAGCCAGCUGGGAUGGCUGAGGCUUGCGAGGUUGAUGCAUGCAACAAGCGCCGCAAAGGUGAGAUCGGCCAGGUCGCGAAGCCCAAAGCUGCGCCGAAGAAGUCGACCCCAUCCGUCCCGCAGUCCCUCAGUGUUCUGUCAGGCAGCAAGAUGGCCCGGCAGGUUUCAAGUUGCAAGAAGAAUAUGACGCCGGGAGACAUCAUGAAUCUGCUCCAGACAGACGACCUGAUGAUGCGAAUCGUUAUGGAGCAGAUUGAGGCCUUGGGGAAGCCGCUUGCAUCGGUGCCCACGAAAGAGAACCAGGACACUCUCCCAUCGUAUGAUUGGUGGAAGCUUUCCACUUACUGGACCCGCUACAGUGUGGGAGUGAUCCGCAAGGGUUCAGGAGAUGUGCCGGAUAUCUAUGUGGGCACCUUCGUAGGAGGUGGCUGUGAGAGCAUGGCAGUGGCCUUGGAAUCUCUGGCCCAGUACGUCAUCUGGAUGGGCGGGGACAAGGCUGAGCUUCGGUAUCCCUUGGAUUCCGACGACAGCUCCAGCUUCCGACUUAUGCUCAACGACUGUGCGAAGUAUGCUGUGAUCCUGAAGAGCCACAUGGAUGAGACUGGCCUCAGCCUUGAAGACAUUUGA